Messenger RNA from Protopterus annectens (West African lungfish), 2237 nucleotides. RefSeq names its product methylenetetrahydrofolate dehydrogenase (NADP+ dependent) 2 like (gene MTHFD2L). The transcript is spliced from 8 exons. NCBI's taxonomy places the organism in Eukaryota, Metazoa, Chordata, Ceratodontiformes, Protopteridae. Bases 71 to 1111 code for a protein of 346 amino acids. The record is from RefSeq and is a predicted model, not a curated record. Gene Ontology annotation, cellular component: mitochondrion. Gene Ontology annotation, biological process: tetrahydrofolate interconversion. Gene Ontology annotation, molecular function: methenyltetrahydrofolate cyclohydrolase activity; methylenetetrahydrofolate dehydrogenase (NADP+) activity; methylenetetrahydrofolate dehydrogenase (NAD+) activity.
GGUAUCCAAUCCUAAAGCAGCUAGCUCAAACAGCUCGGUGCUCUUCCAGCUGGCGGCUGUAAGUAACAUUAUGGCGGCGUGCACAUCUCUCUUCUCUGGCUGCUUGCAUUCUGCACAAGCAAGGACCACUUCCUUUUACAUGAGAAAACUGGCUAUAACGUUGGGGGUCCCUAUCCUUGCAGGACGCAAUCAUUCGACCCAGGCUAGCCAUGAAGCUAUAAUUAUCUCUGGGAAUGAACUGGCAAAACAAAUUCAUAAAGAAGUGCAGAUGGAAAUAGAAAUGUGGGUUUCAGAGGGAAAAGCCAGACCUCACUUGAGUGUCAUUUUAGUAGGUGAUGACCCAGCUAGCCAUAUCUAUGUAAAGAACAAAACAAAAGCAGCAUCUGCAGUUGGUAUUACUAGUGAGACUGUGUGCAGGCCCAGUAGCAUUACAGAGGAAGAACUUCUUGAGGUUAUUAACAAACUGAACACUGACUCUAAAAUCAGCGGUUUGUUGGUACAGCUGCCUCUACCAGGUCAUAUUAACGAGCGAACUGUUUGCAAUGCAGUGACACCAGAUAAGGAUGUAGAUGGAUUUCAUGUAACUAAUAUUGGAAGACUAUGUCUUGACCAACAGGCAAUGGUCCCUGCAACUGCAGCUGCAGUAUGGGAAAUAAUUCAACGAACAGGAAUAAGAACAUUCGGAAAAAAUGUUGUUGUAGUAGGAAGAUCCAAGAAUGUCGGAAUGCCCAUAUCCAUGUUACUGCACUCAGAUGGGCAACAUGAAAGACCAGGAGGUGAUGCAACUGUGACUAUAGCUCACAGAUUCACUCCAAGAGAACAACUGAUAAAUCACACAAAACUUGCAGAUAUAAUCAUUGCAGCAGCAGGUAUCCCAAAACUGAUCACAGCUGAUCUGAUCAAAGAAGGUGCAGCUGUCAUUGAUGUGGGCAUCAAUCGUGUCCCAGAUCCAGUAACGGGCAAAAUAAAGUUAGUGGGAGAUGUGGACUUCCAUGAGGUUAAGAAGAAGGCUGGUUUCAUCACACCAGUACCAGGAGGAGUAGGGCCGAUGACCGUUGCGAUGUUGCUGAAGAACACUGUUAUUGCUGCCAAGAAGCUAUUUGUUUACUAGUAAAGUCCAUUUAAUGAUAGUUGAAAUCAUAGCAAUUGUUCUUACCUCAUAAAAAGUAAAGGAAAAAUUAAGUUUAGUUUAAUAUCAAUGCAUUUCCUUCUGCUACAUCUCUAUGCAUUUUAUGUAACAGACAGCUGAUAUCAUUUUAUAUUUUUAAAGGGUAUGUGACUCAAUCUAUCUAGGUUACCUUCAGUAAAUUUACAGUAGUGAUUAUUGUUACAAUUUCUGAAUAACUGGAAAUGUUAAAAUUAUUCUGGAAUUAUGCUUUGUCCUUUUCAUGACACACAUUACUAUUACAAAGGGCAACAACACACCUUGAUAGAAAGCAGGUAAAUAAUAAGACUCUCAGGUACUGAGUAGAUAGCUCAGUCAUCAGCAAGAAGCCUGAACUUGUCAUGCACCAUUUGUUCUGGUAAUAAGCUAAAAGAGUACAUUGUAAUUAUUCACUACAUCAGACGUGCCUCUUUGCUAUCAGUUUAAUAUGAAUAUACUCUGGACAAAAUAGAUUAUCACCAGCACUUUCUAUAGGAAGUUAAUCUUACUGUACCAGUAAGAAUUGUAAUAAAGAAUUGUUGACAUGUUCACCUAUGACAUAGGAAAUUAAACCAAUUCUUACUCUUUUGCGGAUAUCAUUAAUACAAAAUAUAUCUGUAAUAAUAAUUACACACAAUGCAAUAUAUGAAGACACUCUUAGAGACAAACAUCAGUAAGGAAAUCAAGAGAAAGUCUUUUAUACAUAAAUUUGUUUUCAUGAAGAAAAUGUUAUAUACAUAAACAAUGAAAAUCUGAAUGUGAUAUCAUUGAUAUACAAAUCAAAUGCUGCAGAAAGAUAAGUGGUAAGGCAUCUAUAAAGCCUGAAAAAAUUAUUUAAAUAUUAAUUGUUGUCAGUCUAAGGCACAGUCCCUCAGAGACUGAACUAUACACCAGGAAUCUUUGCAGAGAUAUAGAUUCCCAAAAACCUCACUAACUCACUUGUUAUGUCAAUUGCAUGUAGCCUGUGAUCAGAUGCAUACUGGGAGGCUAACUUCAUUUCAGUGACAUAGUACUAGAUGGCUUAGCAUAGAUUCAUAGGUAGGUACUAGGCUAUCAGCCCAAGGGCCUAAGUAAGCCUAGCCAACAAGGUUCC